GAUUCAUGGUAGCAUACUGCUGCUUUUUUAUAAUUUUUAUCAAUUUUGCUUCAUUUAAACCGCGAAGAAAAUGGUUUUCUACUUUGAAAGCACUGUGGUUUCACCACCUGUGACUUUAUUCAUGGGUUUAGACAAAUACGAAAAUGAAGAUUUAAUCAAAUGGGGCUUCCCAGAAGAUGUGUGGUUCCAUGUGGACAAGCUCUCUUCAGCACACGUUUAUUUAAGACUACAACCAGGACAAAUGAUUGAUGACAUUCCCACAGCUGUUCUGGAAGAUGCUGCCCAACUUGUGAAAGCAAAUAGUAUUACAGGCAACAAAAUGAAUGACUUGGAAGUGGUCUACACAAUGUGGGCCAAUCUAAAGAAAACCCCAGGCAUGGAAGUUGGGCAAGUUGGAUUUCACAAGGAGAGGGAUGUGAAAAAGAUGAAAGUUGCCAAGAGGAUAAAUGAAAUUGUAAACAGGCUGAAUAAGACUAAAAGAGAAGAACAUCCUGAUUUCCAAGCUGAACGAGAAAAACGUGAUCGUAUGGAGCGUGAGGAUAAGAAGAAAAUCCUUAAAGCGAAAAUGGAGAAAGAAAAGGAAGAGAUUAAGAAGAAACAAGAGGAGGCUGAGCUGAGGAGUUACAGCACCUUGAUGAAUUCGAAAAAUAUGGAAAAAUAUGAUGAUGGUAAUGAUUCGGAUGAUUUUAUGUGAAUAUUAAUGCAUUUAAAUGAUAAUAAAGUAUAAGUAUGUUUUUGAAAUAACAA
Messenger RNA from Dalotia coriaria, 747 nucleotides. RefSeq names its product coiled-coil domain-containing protein 25. Lineage: Eukaryota; Metazoa; Arthropoda; Insecta; Coleoptera; Staphylinidae. The coding region runs from base 71 to 694 and encodes 207 amino acids. The record is from RefSeq and is a predicted model, not a curated record. The transcript is spliced from 3 exons.